Rotaria sordida is the source of this 5721-nucleotide messenger RNA. Lineage: Eukaryota; Metazoa; Rotifera; Eurotatoria; Philodinida; Philodinidae. The record is from the annotation of a GenBank genome assembly.
AUGUUUAGUCCAUUACAAUAUUCAUAUGCGGAUGAUGAAUAUGAUACACUCCCACCGUUACCGCCGCAAAUGAAAGCACCACCAAAAAAAGCUGCUCAUCUACUUGAUAUACCUACUGGUAAUAAUGCAUGGAGUGCUGUAUUACAACAAGCAGAAAUUCGAAGACGUAAACGACGACAAACAACACCUGAACAUCCUGCUCGAGCAUUAUUUUGUUUAACACUUGAUAAUAAAUUACGUCGAACAUGUAUUAAAUUAGUUGAAUGGAAACCUUUUGAAUAUUUGGUGCUUUUUACUAUUUUUUGUAAUUGUGCUGCAUUGGCUCUUAGUAAACCAUUACCAAAUAAUGAUACAACACCAAUAAAUUCAAGACUUGAACAAAUCGAAUAUAUAUUUUUGGCAAUAUUUACUCUUGAAGUUAUUUUAAAAAUUAUUGCUUAUGGUUUAUGUCUUCAUCCGAAUGCAUAUUUAAGAAGUGGAUGGAAUUUACUCGAUUUUAUUAUUGUUGUUGUCGGAUUUUUGAGUGUUAUAUUGGUUCAAUAUAAUGUACAAGGUUUUGAUGUCAAAUCUUUACGAGCAUUUCGUGUUAUUCGACCGUUAAAACUUGUCAAUGGUGUACCGAGUCUACAAAUUGUAUUAAAUUCAAUUUUACGAGCUAUGUUACCAUUAUUACAUAUUGCUCUAUUAGUACUUUUUGUCAUAACUAUCUAUGCUAUUAUUGGUUUAGAAUUAUUUUGUGGAAAAAUGCAUAUGACUUGUUAUAUGAAUGGAACAUCUAUAAUGCCACGAGUGGAUGAAGUUCGACCAUGUGGUGAAAAAGGUCGAAAAUGUGAUGAUGGUCAAGAAUGUAAAGAUCUCGGUUGGGAAGGUCCUUGGUAUGGAAUAAUUAAUUUUGAUAAUUUUGGUUUGGCUAUGUUGACUGUAUUUCAAUGUAUAACAAUGGAAGGUUGGACAUCAAUUUUAUAUCGAAUGAAUGAUGCUAUUGGACGAGAAUGGGCAUGGAUUUAUUUUGUUUCAUUAAUAAUAAUUGGUUCUUUUUUUGUUAUGAAUCUUGUUUUGGGUGUUUUAAGCGGUGAAUUUACUAAAGAAAGAGAAAAAGCUAAACAAAGAGGUGAUUUUCAAAAAUUAAGAGAAAUUCAAAUUAUUGAUGAAUCAUUUCGAAAUUAUAUGGCAUGGAUUCGUAAAGCUGAAAUUGGAAAUGAUACAAAUGAUAGUACAGAACAUGAUGCUGUUCUUGAUGCAUCUGGUGAAGCAGUAAAAAAAGAACGAAAAUUAAUAACACAUUGUGGUUGGCUUUGUGCUAAAUUUCGAUAUAUUCAUAUGUUUCAUGCAUAUACUCGACGUCGUAUUCAUAGAAUGGUUAAAUCACAAACAUUUUAUUGGAUUGUUAUUGUACUCGUAUUAAUGAAUACAGCUGUAUUAGCAAGUGAAUAUUAUGGACAACCAGAAUGGUUAACAUAUACUCAAGAAUAUGCAAAUCGAAUAUUUGUCAUAUUAUUUUCAUUUGAAAUGCUUCUUAAAAUGUAUUCACUUGGUAUAACUGGUUAUUUUGUAUCAAAUUUUAAUCGUUUCGAUUGUUUUGUUGUUAUUGCAUCAAUUAUUGAAUUUGUUCUUAUUUAUAAAGAUUUAAUGCCACCAUUAGGUAUAUCAGUGCUUCGUUGUGUUCGUCUAUUACGUGUAUUUAAAGUAACACGUUAUUGGACAGCAUUAAGAAAUUUAGUUGCAUCAUUACUUAAUUCAAUGAAAUCUAUAGCAUCAUUACUUUUAUUAUUAUUUUUAUUUAUUGUCAUAUUUGCUUUAUUGGGUAUGCAAAUGUUUGGAGGAAAAUUUGAUCGUAUAUUUGAAGUUGAAGAAAAACCAAGAAAUAAUUUUGAUUCAUUUUGGAAUGCACUUAUAACUGUUUUUCAAAUUUUAACAGGUGAAGAUUGGAAUGAAGUAUUAUAUACUGGUAUACGUGCACUUGAUGGUCUUGGUCUUGCUGGUGCAGUUGCUUGUGUUUAUUUUAUUGUUUUAUUUAUUUGUGGUAAUUAUAUAUUACUUAAUGUCUUUUUGGCUAUCGCUGUUGAUAAUUUGGCUGAUGCUGAAAAUUUAACUGCAGCUGAAGAAGAAGAACAAAAAAAACGAGAAGAAGCAAAAUUAGGUGAAGAAAGUAAACUUAAUGGUGAUGUACCAAGAGUAGCUCAAGAAGAUGAUGAAACAUUAGGAACGGAUGAAAAAUUACGUAAAGAAACAGAAAAUAAUGAAUUAGAUAAUGAUGAAAAUAUUAAACAAGAACAAGAUAAUCGUGAUCUUCAUAAAGGUCUUAGUGAAGAUGAAAUGGGUGAACAAGAUGAAGAAAGAGUUACAGCAAGACCGCGUCGUUUAUCUGAAUUAAAUAUUGUUGAAAAAGUUAAACCAAUUCCACCAUAUUCAUCAUUAUUUAUAUUUCAACAUACAAACAAAUUUCGAAUAUUUUGUCAUCGUGUUUGUAAUCAUCGUGCCUUUGGAUAUAUAAUACUUAUUUGUAUAAUACUUUCAAGUAUUUCACUUGGUGCAGAAGAUCCUGUUGAUGCAGAUUCAUUUCGAAAUCGAAUUCUUAAUACAGCUGAUUAUUUUUUUACAGCUGUUUUUACUGUUGAAAUUUGUUUAAAAGUUGUUUCCUAUGGUUUAAUACUUCAUCCAGGUGCAUUUUGUCGAAAUCGUUUUAAUAUUCUUGAUAUUGUCGUUGUGUCUGUUUCAUUAAUAUCUAUGUUUAUCAAAAAAGAUCGUGCAAUGUCAGUAGUUAAAAUUCUUCGAAUACUUCGUGUACUUCGUCCAUUGCGUGCUAUUAAUCGUGCAAAAGGUCUUAAACAUGUUGUACAAUGUGUUGUUGUUGCAAUAAAAACUAUCGGAAAUAUUAUGUUAGUUACUUUUCUUUUACAAUUUAUGUUUGCUUGUAUGGGUGUACAAUUAUUUAAAGGAACAUUUUAUUCAUGUAAUGAUAAAUCAAUGUUGAAUAAAGAAGAUUGCAAAGGAUUUUAUUUGAAAAUUGCUGAUGAUCAUAUAUAUAAAGAAGCUCGAGAAUGGUCUAAUGAAAGAUUUCAUUUUGAUAAUGUUCCACAAGCUUUAUUAACAUUAUUUACAGUAGCAACAUUUGAAGGAUGGCCAGGUUUAUUACAUACAGCAAUUGAUUCGAAAGGUGAAGGUGAAGGUCCAGUUUAUAAUUAUCGACCAUUUGUUGCUCCAUUUUUUAUUGCAUUUAUUAUUGUAAUUGCAUUUUUUAUGGUGAAUAUUUUCGUUGGUUUUGUUAUUGUUACAUUUCAAAAUGAAGGUGAACAAGAAUAUCGUAAUUGUGAAUUGAAUAAAAAUCAGCGUAAAUGUAUUGAAUUCGCUCUAAAAGCUAAACCGAUAAAACGUUAUAUACCAGUGAAAAAAAGUCAAUUAAAAAUUUGGUGGUUUGUUACAUCGCCUCCAUUUGAAUAUGCUAUUUUUUCAUUAAUUAUGAUUAAUACAGUUGUACUUGCUAUGAAAUAUCAUAAACAACCUGAUAGUUAUUCUAAAGCAUUAGAUUAUUUAAAUAUUGUAUUUACAGCUAUAUUUGGUUUAGAAUUUGUUCUUAAAAUGGCUGCAUUUCAUGUUAAAAAUUAUUUUAGUGAUCCAUCAAAUUGUUGUGAUUUUAUUAUUGUUGUUGGUAGUGUAAUUGAUAUUAUUUAUACUGAUAUAAUAGCACGAGUUUGGAAAUCACAUCAGCCUGGUACAAAUGUAAUCAGUAUUAAUUUUUUUCGUCUAUUUCGUGUUAUGCGUUUGGUGAAAGUAUUAAGUCGAGGAGAAGGUAUUCGAACAUUACUUUGGACAUUUAUUAAAUCAUUUCAAGCUUUACCUUAUGUUGCUCUACUUAUUGCUAUGCUGUUUUUUAUCUAUGCCGUUAUUGGAAUGCAGAUGUUUGGUAAAAUAGCUUUGGAUGAAGAAACAUCAAUAAAUUAUAAUAAUAAUUUUCAAACAUUUUUCAAUUCAUUACUUGUACUUUUUCGUUCGGCAACGGGAGAAGCUUGGCAAGAAAUUAUGUUUGAUUGUGGACCAAGUGGAGGUGCAAAAUGUGACAGUCGAUCACGAUCUAGAAAAGGUGAAAGUUGUGCAAGUCCUGUUGCAAUUCCAUAUUUCUUAUCUUUCUAUAUACUUUGUUCGUUUUUAAUUAUCAACUUAUUCGUUGCUGUUAUUAUGGAUAAUUUUGAUUAUUUAACUCGUGAUUGGUCUAUUCUUGGACCUCAUCAUCUCGAUGAAUUUGUUCGUCUAUGGUCAGAAUAUGAUCCAGAAGCUAAAGGACGUAUCAAACAUCUCGAUGUAAUAACAUUAUUGAGAAAAAUUUCACCGCCACUCGGUUUCGGCAAACUAUGUCCACAUAGAGUGGCUUGCAAGAGAUUGGUAUCAAUGAAUAUGCCAUUAAAUCAAGAUGGUACAGUUAUGUUUAAUGCAACUCUUUUUGCAUUAAUUCGUACAUCAUUAAAAAUAAAAACUGAAGGUAAUAUUGAUCAAGCUAAUGAAGAAUUACGUGCUGUUAUACGUAAAAUAUGGAAACGAACACCACAAAAAUUACUUGAUCAAAUAAUACCACCACCAGGUUCUGAAGAUGAUGUAACUGUUGGAAAAUUUUAUGCAACAUUUCUUAUACAAGAUUAUUUUCGUCGAUUUAAAAAACGUAAAGAACAAGCAGCUAAACAAGUACAACUUGGUUUUGCUGGUGCAAGUAAAAAUUCUGUUGCAUUACAAGCUGGUUUAAGACAAUUACAUGAUUUGGGACCAGAAAUACGACGUGCUAUAUCAGGAGAUUUAGAUGAUGAAGAAACAUUUAAUCGAUUUUGGCGUGAAGAAGAACCACAACAUCGUCGAGAACAUUCAUUAUUUGGUACAAUGAUUGAUGCAUUUGCACGUGCUAUGCGUAAACCACAACAAGUACUUGGAUAUGUACCUGGUUUUACAGCGGCAUCAACAUCAUCACAAGCACCACCUGGUACUCGUAUUCGACGUGAACCUGAUGGACCAGUAUCAUUAAAAUUAGAUGCUGAUCCUAAUUUACAUAUACCAUCACCAUUUCGUGUUGGAGCUAUUACUGCUGAGAGACGUGGUAUUGAACCUGAUACAUAUGUAUUUCAAGUACCAGAACAUGAAGAAGGUCCAUUAGGACCAUUAACAUUAACAGAUCGUCGAGGAAAUAUUCGAAAAGAGAAUAGUUUUCGUCAUCGUGAACAAUCUGAAACAUCAAAUAUUGAUCAUCAUGAUCCAAAUUCUCGUCGUCGUCGUUCUAUAUUAGCACGUAUAUUUGCUAAACGUAAAACUGAUAGUCAAGAAUCAGCAUUAGUUAAAGGUUCAACAAGUACUGAUGAAUCAAAUCAACCACGAACAACGACUGCUAAUCGUUCAUUAAUUGUUGAAAAUGGUGAUACAAUACGUAAUCAAACAAGAAUACAACCUAAUUCAAUGCAAAUCAAAGGCAAAGAUGAUGUUGAAGAAUUAGUUAAUGCAUGUCUUGAUACAUCCGGUAUUGAUCGUCGUUAUAGUGCAAUAAUAUUAGAAGAAUUACGUGAUUGUACAAAUUUAACUCAUGAUCAAUUACAACAAGCUGCACAUGAAAUAACAUCACAACUUAGUUCAAAUUCUCCACAAUAUGCAUCAUUUACAUCAUCAGUCUAUGAUUCAGCUACGACAAAUAUACCUUCAUCAGAUGAACGUCUUCAUGAUUCAUCUAUUUAUUAUAAUAAUGUGUGA